Molecule: messenger RNA, 8034 nt
Organism: Drosophila subpulchrella
Lineage: Eukaryota; Metazoa; Arthropoda; Insecta; Diptera; Drosophilidae
Product: flocculation protein FLO11
Exons: 8
Coding region: 649-6006 (1785 amino acids)
Source: RefSeq, a predicted model, not a curated record
GUCUUUGUGAUCGGUUGUUGUUGUUGGGUCGCGGAUGCCUAAACGUCGGUAGCUGAACGCCAAGUUGAAUGGAGCACGGUUCGGUUAAAUGCCCGAUAAAAAGCCACUUCUGCUGACUGGCCGCUCACACACGAAAAUCCUUCGCCCAAAGUUGUAUAACAAAAAAAAAGAAGAGAUUGAAAGUGCGCCAAUGUCAGUGUGUUUUAAAACAACAUCUGAUUGUGUGAAAACAACAGAUACAAACUACGCAACACGGAAAUCGAACGAAAACUUCGCAAGCAACAACAGCAACUCUGUAGUCCUCCAAUCUAACGCACACCGACAUGCGUGACGUAAUUGAUGUAUUUAUUCUAAAACAAAAUUCGAGGAAAAUUGAGCAGCAAGAGCGUGCAAUUGUUUGUCCCUUUCGACUGGGCCGUCGUUAAAAUAAAUAAAUAAUUGAUAAAAAAGCACCCGAAAAUGUAAACGGGAAGCGCGCGUUCGCAGCACAAAUAAUAAAAAACGAAAAAUAAACGAUAUCGAGGGUGUAUAUACAAAAAGUGAUUUAAAUGUAAAACUUAACAAAAAAAUAACAAGUUCGAGAUAUUCUGCAAACUUGAAGAGCGACAAACUUGAGAACGACAGCAGCAAUUGAAACGCUUAGCAACAAUGUUGCACAAUAAUCGCGACAAUGCAGAGCCAAAAACAACAACAAUAGCAGCAGCAACAACAACAACAGAUGGCAAUGGAACGGAGCCAACAAUUGCAAUUGCAACGCACUUUGCAACAUCUGCCGCAGCAGAGGCAGAAACAUCAGCUGGUGUAAAGGAAAUAAAUGCAACAGCUGAGGGUCAACCGCCGCCGCCGCUGACAACAGCAGCAAAAACAACAACAGCUGUGGCAGCGCGAACGGAAUUGGCAGAAACAGCUGAUGCGGCUGCUGCGCCGUCGAAUGCCGCUGCUGCAUCGUCUGCUGCCGCAGCAGAAUCGCCCGCAUUCGAUGCCCAGAUGCGGACGCAGCAACGUCAGAAGAUCAAGAUAUACCACGAUGCCAAGCAGACGGCGGUAUGGCGCACCGAUUCCCUGGCCUCCAAUCCCAGCUCGACCAUGUGCCCGGAUUUCGUGAGUUCCGCAGCAGGAGGCGGUGGCGGCGGAGGCACUGCAGCGCCUUUGGGCCUGCCCAUGAGGGGCAUCAUCCUAUCGACGGCACCCAGCCUCCUGCAGCGAAAAUCCUCGGACAGCUCGCUCACCUCGUCCAUCGCCCGUCGCGUCUCGUUUCCGGAUAACCAACUGGUCACCGGUUACCUGGAGCCGGCCAAUCCUUGGAAGCAAGUAUACCUUGUGAAGAGCAUUUCUGAGAUUGUUGACCAGUAUGAGCAGUCAUGUCAAAAGCAUAAGACAACGCCGUUAAAAAGCGUAACGGAUCACCUAAAGGGGCUGGAUCUGAACCAGGUGCGACAGCCUCUACUCCCGCUAAAGGCGAAUCAACUGGCCGCCAACGAUUGCGAAGCCCUCGAGGAAAUUUUCAAAAGGAUACAAUACAAAUGCAUCGAUCUGUCCGACUGUAAGCUGGACGAGAGCUGCCUGAUGGCUCUUUUCCAGAUGAUCGAAUACUAUGAAGCCGCUGUCGAGCUGGACAUAUCAUACAACAAGGAGCAGAUGUCGAAGCGAUGCUGGGAACUGUGUGCUUACAUGGUGGAACGCAGUCAAGAGCUGCAGCUGCUCAACGCCGAGAGUAAUCAGAUCACAAAGUUGGGUGCCGACAGUCUCGGCAGGGCACUGGGCUCCUCCAAUCUGCACACUUUAAAGCUGGAGCACUGCGGCCUUAGGGGACAGCCACUCGUCCAUCUAUUGUCAUUUGCAGGCCGAGGUCUCUACCAAAACAAAAUGCUCAAGGAGCUGUGGGUGGGCUUCAAUGAUCUGGACUGUGUGGAUGCCCAGCACAUAGCUGAUAUGUUGCGCUACAACCACAGCUUGGAGCUCAUCGACAUAAGCAACAACAAUAUACGAAACGAGGGUGUCAUGUACUUGGUGCAGGCCCUCAUCCUUCAGUCAACCGAGCUGGAACGACGAAUGGGAGCCUUAAAGCGCACCCGUGCCAUUGAGGUGGAUGAGUGCGUGUCGCCUGUGGAGACUGAGCCCCCGGCAGCCAUUCCCCAGUCCACCAACUCGUCCACCAGUCAAGCAAAAGAUGCCGUCGAUGGAGAUUCAUCUACGCACGUAACCUCAAUUCCCGAGACACCGGCGGAGGAGGCGGCAUCAACCGAUCCAGCGGUGGGUGUUCUUGUUGACUUGGAGAACGAUAACGACGACGAAAACACUGAGGACACUGUUCGCACCGUGAGAAAUUGCAGUCAAAACGGCAGCGGACAGUCGAUGCUGGACAAGCUGCUCUCCAUGAACAGCGAUAGCAGCAGCGAGGAGGCGCCCUCGAACAUAUCCACCGACACUCUGGCCGCCUGCUGCUCCGAGGACAUCAGCGAGAUCAGUAACGAGAUUUUCGAACCCACCACCGCCAAACAGGCGCCAGCAGGAGACGAAGCCUGUUCGGCUAUGAUCUCAUCCAGCCCGAUGGAAUCCGUAUCGGCCGCUGUUGCAAGUGCAACCGACGAGCCGCUAUCCCCAUCGCAACAACAACAGCAAUGUUCCCAAAACGAACGCAACAUAUGUGAUAUUACUCCCUCAACAGAGGCUAAAACCGUUGAACCCAAUGAAUCCUGUGUACAGAACAACAUCAUAAACAACAACAAUAAUAACAAUGCUAACAAUUCCCACAACAAUAGCAACAAUAACAAUACAAUCCAAUUGCCAUCAGGAGCUGAAGCAGCAGCAAACUUAGUCGUAGCGCCACCACUGGGGAUCGGUAGCAGCCCAAGUGGCUCCUCGCCAGCGGCUAUUUUUGAGGUCACAGCCGAGGAGAGCGACUGCAUCAAUGGCAGUGGGGCGGGGGCUGGUGGAUCGCGACCUCUAGACGUCAAUAAAAACGCAAAGGUUGGAGACGACUUCGAGGACACGCACAGCACAGACUCGGCGUUCGAGAGCGCAUCUGAAGGCGAUAUAAGUCGCCACCUACCCGACGAGUUUAGCCGGCUUUCAGUGUCACUGGAAAGCACGCGGCUGGAUGACAUGGCAAAGGAGAUGUGUGGCAUUGAGACCGCCACCAUUGCCACAGAAUCCACCGAGUGUCUGGUAGCCGCCCAGGAGGCUGCGACGCCCACUCCUACGCCAGCAGCUCCAGCCGUAGACAAACUGAUAGAUGCCUUUGUGCCGCCAAAAGUCACCAUCGCCGAGGAGUGCCUGCUGACGGAUAAAGAACUGAGCCCCAGUCCCUUCUCGUCUCCCAGUCCGGCGCCCACGCCCCCACCACCGUCCACGUCGCCAGGGGGAGCCAGCAUUGGACUGCGCCGCACGGAGUCCAGCUGUGCAUAUCUUAACCAAUCCACCCGCAACCGUUCCCAGAGCUCCGACAGCCUGUGCAGUGAGACAUCGCUGGACGGGAUGAGCAGCGGAGCUAGCAACAACAGUGUCAGCUCUACCGCCUCCGCUGAUCCCAAGUUUGCCGAGAAGCUGACUAAGAACGACACACUUUCGCGUCGUCAACUGGCCGAGGCCACACUGGAGGCCCAGCGAUCGCCCAGCGGGCUGAAGGCCCUCACCCUGUGGAACAAUAAUCUGACCAAGGACUGCGCCCCAGCUGUUUCCGAGCUGCUGCAGAAGACCAUUUCGCUGGAACUGCUCAACAUUGGCAAGAAUUGUCUCUCCAAUGAGUUUAUUUCAACCAUUAAGGAAAGUCUGACGAAAAACACAACUCUGACCACAUUGGGGCUGCAGAGUGCCCAUCUGAGCGCCAAAGGGAUUGAGACACUGGCCUCCAUUCUCACCUUUGGUGGCAACAGCAAGCUCCAGCGCAUUGACAUCCGAGACAAUAAACUAGAGGUGGAAAGUCUGAACAUAAUCGCCGAGGUGCUCAAGUCCAAUAAAACGCUCACGCAGAUCGACAUUAACGAUGAGCCCAAGCGCCUGACGAUCGGCAGCGAUGCCCACUUGGACUACACAAGGGUGCUGGGCACUGUUCGAUCGCUGUGCUCGAGAAAUGAAAAGCGGCAAGCCCAGGAGCUGGCGGAGAAGGUGGCGACCGUGGUCGGUGGCGGCAGCAGUGUUGGUGGCAGUCUUCCGGGCAUUCGGUGUCGCGGCGGUUACUACUUGGGCUCGCGGAAGAUCUCGUUGACCUGCCACAGUCGCCCCCUUGUGGACGCGGCCACUGGCACGGUGACUGCAACGACAACCGCGUCCGCUGCAGCAACCGCCAUGCCCACACCGGCUGCCCUGCUGGAGGUGAAGCGAAAGAGCGGACCCCGUCUCCGCUCUCCGGGACCCAGUCCGCCCACCAUAUCGCCGUCGUCCUCGCCCAACCGCAGCCGCUUUCACGUAUCGCGCGUGGCUGAAGUGGCUAGUCCACUGAUCUCGCCCCUGGCCCAGCAUCCGCCGCCGCACACGCCGCGCUCGGCCAGCAGCUGCAUGUCCAUACCCACCAUCGGAUCGCCUAGUGGCAGUCAGAGCAGCCUCGACACCGUUGGAGCCCUGCCCACCUCCAGUUCUCUGCCCGCAAUGGCGUCUGUUACCUCCUCGACGCAGACGGUCAAGCGGUUGUCGGUGUCGCCCAGGUCUCGCUUCCAUGUGUCUCGCAUCUACGAGGAUCCCCAGGUGCCGAUGGCCAACCGAAAGAUGCCGCCGAUCACGCCGCACACGCCACCAAUCGACCUACCACCCACACCCAUGCUGAAAUCGGCAAGGAAGGCGGUUCUGCUGUCUGAGGCUGUGGAGGCAGCAGCUGCAGCGGUGCCCGUAAGCAGUGUGGUUAUUGUAGAGGCUGUAGAUGUUACCAACGCACAGAAUAGUACAAAAGUCGGAGAGGUAGCGGGGCAAACACUAUCGCCACACCUGACCGUAUCACCCACCUCCAGUCAUUCGAGCUCAACUUCGCCCGGAAGCAGCAGCAGUGGGAGCAGUAGCAAUAGCAAUGGUAGCACCUCAACCUCCACCGAUGCUACCGACUCUGUGGCCUCCGGCCCCGAAGCUCCACCCAGGACCUGUCCCCUGGCCGUGUUUGGCGAUAAUGACAUUACGUUGACCAAGGAAUCGGCUGGUGUGGUUGCUCUCUCUGCUGCUGCUGCUGCGGCGGGCAACUUGAAUCCAGUUAUGGAAAGUGAAUCAGAAGUGGUGCCGCCUGCCGAGCCCGCCAGCAAUGCCCCACAGACUCGUACCCGGAAAACUUCGUGGAUAGCCAAUCCGUCGGCGGUAGACAAGCUGCUCACGUUAUUUAACACGGGCACCAUUUUCCAUCGAAGCUCCUCGCCAGAACCCAAGGCCAGUCAAAUAAGCAGCGGGCCCGCCGCCAACUCGAUCACAAACAGCGCACAGAACGCCACAGCGGCAAGCGUCGUAGGAGGAGCAAGCGGAGUCGACUCCAGUGGCAACACCCCUAAUCCAAUUCUAUCGGUUGCGCGGAAAUCUUCGCCCGCAUCGUGGACCUCGCUGACCGGUAGCAACAUCUCCAACGCCAGCCAAAAUACAUCCUCACACACGGACACGGGCAGUUCAUCCUUUCUCGACACAGCCUCCAGACAGUUGCGGGAUUUUAGCAAGCAAGUCUUUCGCCAGAACAUCUCCUUUAACAACAGCGGUGAACAGGCGGCUUCUGGUGCAGUUGGUCAACAUGAGUUGAGCACGGGGACGUCGGCUUCAAGCAGCACGGAGUCGCCAUCCCCGCCGGAGUGCAAUACGGCUCACAUUCCGCUCAGCCUGAAGCGUCAGCUGAAGGAAAACAUUUCGCCGGAGCACACGAUUAACGAGGAAACACUUCACACGUUACAGAAGCUAUCGAGGGCAGAGGAUGUGGCGCUAAAGGCAGAGGCGGCCACCGAACUGGGAGACAUUGAGAUCGUGAUGCACAGCGAGGUAGCCGAUUGCCAUUUGCCAGAGGAUAAACAGCAAGAGCAGGAAGAGACAUCUUCGAGUUUAACUUAAAAAGGGCCAAGACCAAAUACUACUUAAUAAUGCGUAAAUACAUGGAAAAGCAAAAAAAAUUGGAAAAGAAAGGAAAACACACAACUCAAACGACAAAAAACCAACACCCACCCAGCAUUCCCAUGGCUCUCCUUUGUACUGUACCCCACCCGCCUUGAAAAAUGGUUAUGAGGUCAAGGAUGAUGAUGAAAGUUUGGGUUAACCACAACCCUGAAAAACAAAUAUGAUGAGUACACAAGUUAUUACUAACUUUGUUUUAUUUUUGGUUAUAUUCAUUUUAAGUUUUAUAACAGAAGAAAAUAUAAAUAUAUUUUAAUUAUAAAUACGGCAUAAGAAAUGCAAACAAAUGCUCAAUAUUCACUUCAGGAAGCGCUGCUUUCAAAACUAAACAAUUUAACAAGUUCUAAAUGUGGAAUUCUUUAUUUUGGCAGUAGUUUUUCUGAAGUGGGUACUGACCCAAAAAUGGAUAUACUUUAAUGAAUGUAAAAUAUAAAAACAUUUCAAAUGUACACACACAUAAUAUAAACAAACACCAACCUAUAAAAAACACUAUUUGGCUUAGUGUUGGCCAUUAAAAGCUGACUUUUAAAAAGUUGCAUAAUUAUAAAGAGCGAAAAUAAUGUUGAAUUUAGAUGGACAAUUUGUACUUAUCAAUUCAAUUGAAUUCUGAAAAGUUAACAAUAAUCAGAAACCACAAAGCCACCGGAAACACAUUGUUAUACAUACUUAAGUUAAUAUUAACUAUACGAAGAGCACGAUUGUUACAACUUAUUUAGGGAAAUCGUCCCGCAAUAGGAUUACUUUACGCCUAUGUAUAUGGAGUGCAAUUCCUUAUUUUUAUUCGUUUCUUCUCCCCUUCCUCAACUCGCUAACAACUCAAAUCAAGUGCAGACCAAGUAUUAUGAAUCGGAACAACUUUCAAAUCAAACACAUACUUAAAUUAGGUACUUAAUCAGCUUGUGGAUUGCCACUGAUUAUGUAAUUAGCCCACCAGUCAAGCCCAAAUCAGUAGACAAUCUUAAGUUCAAUGACAUUGUGCAAUUAAUCGUACAUUCUUAUUUUACAACCCGAAACUUAACAACGGAAAUGAAGCGCAAACGAAAACAAAAAGUACCCAAAAUAAAUCCAAUUGAUCUCAUUAUGUGAUAUUUGUCGUAGUGCCCAAAGCGUUCACUGUACGUGUAUCAAUAACCAAACCAUAUGAGUUAAGUACAGGGUGUACAUUCAGAACACUUUUGCUCUAAGUAAAUUUACUCAAGCCAUCCUUCCCCACAUCAACUGAGACAGAUCCCCAGAACAGCUUUAGUGAGAGUUGACCCAGAGAAUUUGGUGAACUAUGCAACUUUUUAAAAUGUCAGCCUUUAAUGGGCCUACUCAAACGUUAUAGAUAAAUCUAAAAUACAACACACACAUAUAAACCUAUAUAUAAUAACAUGUAAACAUAUUUUGAUUCAUGGAAGAUCUUGUAAAUACCGCGUGUGUACUCUCUAUUAGGAAAUGGGGAGUCUCUAGACGAAGCUACCCCGAACUCCGAGUUUUUUUUUCUUUGUUAACGAUUUUUGUUUUUGUUUACUAUUUUAUUGUUUAAAACUUUAAAUGUAACUAUAUGGAUAUGUGUAUAUCUCUAUAUAUAUUAUGUACGUAUUUAAGUAGUCAAAAGCAAACCAAUUUUUCAAAUAUUUUCCAAAAUGUACCAAUCGAAAAUGUAUCUUCUUGAGUUAAGUGGAAUUACUUAAAAAAAUGUAUCGUACUUAAUUUACAAAUAGGAGAAGAUGAUUCUGGUGCUUAUCAAACGCUAAGAGUUUGCCUUAUACUAGAUCCCUCUUUUCGGCAAUCGAAAUUCACCAUCAAGCCCAUUAAAUAAUUUGUUCACACAUUUGUUGCUAAAUUUGUUUUUUGUCAAUAGCUAUGAUUUUGUUUAACAUUGGCAAGUUUAUUACCUAUUUUUCAUACUUUAAGUUAAUAAAUUAGAAAAAAAAACUACUAAACCGAAAAAUUUAUUGAAUAAACAUGAAAGUUGUAAUGAAA